AUGCGUGUUACUCUCCCAGCCGAUAUGGACAACAGCUCUUCGUCGCUUUUUUCCCACCUUGAUAAUGUCCCUCUCGAUCCACACUUUGCUCUCAAAGAGCUUUUUGACAAAGACAAGAAUCCAGACAAAGUCCUAUUGGGAUCUGGAGUCUAUAGGGAUGAUAAUGGACGUCCCUGGGUUCUACCGGCGGCUGAAGUAAUAGUCACUGAAGAAGAGACUAAUGCUCGCUACGAGUAUCUACCUAUACCUGGAUACGCUCCAUUCUAUGCCGCCGCCCGAGAUCUCUUAUUCGGGCCCACGGUCAAGAAAGACCGAACUGUUUCUGUCCACACCAUCUCGGGCACAGGUGCGAAUUAUCUUGGUGCCCGAUUUCUUUCACAAGCACUGAAGCCAUCUGCUGUAUGGGUCUCUGACCCUACCUGGGUUAACCAUAUCAACAUCUGGAACCAGGUAGGCGUGGAAGUGAAGACGUAUCCUUACUGGAACGCGAGAGAACGAACGCUAGCUUUUGAGGAGACCUGCCACGUAUUGGAGACACAAACCAGGCCAGGCGAUGUGAUUGUGCUCCAUGCCUGCGCUCAUAACCCAACAGGAGUGGAUCCAACCAAAGAGCAGUGGAAGAUAAUUGCGGAUAUUUGCGAGGAACAUGCUUUGUUUCCAUUUUUCGACUGUGCAUACCAAGGAUUCGCAACGGGGGACCUCGACGACGACGCAUGGGCUUUACGCCACUUCAUGGAAAGAGGCACCCUGGAGUUGGCGGUGGCACAGUCAUUCUCCAAGAACAUGGGCUUGUAUGGGGAGCGGGUUGGGGCUUUCCAUUUAGCCACUGCUUCACCAGCAACGGCGGUAAAAGUCCAGGGGCAUCUCGCUCGGCUGCAGCGAGGACAGAUCUCUCAGCCGCCUACGAGAGGGGCUAAGAUUGCUACUGCCAUACUCACCCGGCCAGAGCUGUUCAAAGAUUGGCUCAUUGAUCUCCAGGAAAUGAGCUCUAGAAUAAAGAGCAUGCGAAAAUCACUACAUGAGGGUUUGCUUUCCCUGAACACCCCCGGAAAGUGGGACUGUAUUGUUUCGCAGAUUGGCAUGUUCUCUUUCACGGGCUUGAGCCCAGAGGAAGUUGCUGCUAUCCGGGCCGAUGGCCAUGUUUACAUGUUAAAAUCGGGGCGUAUCUCGGUCGCCGGGCUGAAUACACGCAACAUACAACAUGUGGUGGAGAGUAUGGAUGCUGCUGUGAGAAAAUAUGCUCACCAGGAACUUCCCAACUAG
Aspergillus nomiae NRRL 13137 is the source of this 1263-nucleotide messenger RNA. RefSeq lists its product as uncharacterized. Bases 1 to 1263 code for a protein of 420 amino acids. The transcript is spliced from 5 exons. Gene Ontology annotation, biological process: L-aspartate biosynthetic process. The record is from RefSeq and is a predicted model, not a curated record. Gene Ontology annotation, cellular component: cytosol. NCBI's taxonomy places the organism in Eukaryota, Fungi, Ascomycota, Eurotiomycetes, Eurotiales, Aspergillaceae. Gene Ontology annotation, molecular function: L-aspartate:2-oxoglutarate transaminase activity; pyridoxal phosphate binding.